CAAUUACUUGAAAUAUGCCUUCGAAGAGAGUUUGUAUUAUUGGAGCAGGAGCGGCUGGUCUAACUGGUAUUAAAGCGUGUUUGGAAGAAGAUUUAGAACCAGUGUGUUUUGAAAGAACAAAUUCGAUCGGUGGAUUAUGGAAUUACUCAGAGAAAGAAGUAGAAGAUGGCCAGGGUUGCGUUAUGAAGUCAACAGUUAUCAAUACAAGUAAGGAAAUGAUGUGUUACAGCGAUUAUCCUAUUCCUGGAGAUUUUCCUAACUACAUGCACAAUACAAAAUUAAUGGAGUAUUUUCAUAUGUACGCCAAUCAUUUUGAUUUGAAAAAGCAUAUUAAAUUUCAUCAUGAAAUUCUAAGUGUAAAAAAAUCGAAAAGUUUCGAAAAAGAUGGAAAAUGGAACGUUAAAGUUAAAAAUUUGCAAGCUGAUUCGGAAACAGAACUUAUAUUUGAUGCUGUAUUACUAUGUACUGGACAUCAUGCAAAGCGUUUCUCUCCGAAGUUUAAAGGUCAAGAAAAGUUUAAAGGUAAAAUCCUGCACUCACAUCAAUACAAACACCCUAGAGGCUACGAAGAUUCGAAAGUAGUCAUUGUUGGAAUUGGAAAUUCUGGAGGUGAUAUUGCUGUAGAACUUGGUAGAAUAUCUAAACAGGUCUAUUUAAGUACUAGAAGAGGUACUUGGGUUUUAAAUCGUGUUGGAACAAAUGGUAUACCAGGCGAUAUCGAAGUAACAAGAAGAGUAUUUGCACAAAUACAAAAAUAUGCUCCAGCGUCUAUGAUGAACAAUAUAGCGGAAAACAUAGUCGAAAAACGACUCAAUCAUGAAGCUUAUGGACUGAGACCAAAACACAGAUUAUUUCAGCAGCAUCCCAUGGUUAACGAUGAUUUGGCUAAUAGAUUGAUUUGCGGCUCGGUUAUAAUUAAACCAGAUAUAGAGGAAAUACAAGAAAAUGGUUUAAAAUUUGAAGAUGGAACUGUUGUUGAAGCUGAUGUCAUUAUUAUGGCUACAGGUUACACUUUUGGCUUUCCUUUCCUCGAAAACGGUGUUAUUAACGUCGAAAAUAAUAAAGUCAACCUGUUUAAGUACGCAUUUCCACCUGACUUGAGUCAUCCAACUAUAGCUGUAAUUGGAUGCAUUCAACCUUUGGGAGCAAUUAAUCCAAUAGCAGAAUUACAAACCAGAUGGGCAGCAAGAGUAUUUAAUGGAUCCACAAAACUUCCGUCCAAAGCGGCAAUGUGGGAAAAUAUUCGUGAAAAGCAAGCAGCUAUGGCUAAAAGAUAUUUUAAUAGUCAAAGGCAUACUAUCCAAGUUGAUUGGAUACCAUUUAUGGAUGAAGUGGCAGAGCAAUUUGGAUGUAAACCAAAUUUAAAAUCUCUAUUCCUCACUGACCCUUAUCUGGCAAUGAACGUAUUUUUUGGUCCAUGUUCACCUUACCAAUUUCGACUAUUCGGGCCAGGAAAAUGGAAAGGAGCUCGAAAUGCGAUCCUCACACAAAUGGAUAGAGUGAAACAAGCUACAAAGACUAGAAAGUGUCACACCGAAUCCUCUAACUCACUUUUCUUGAAAUUGAUCAUACUAGUUGUGGAUAUGCCUUGCGGUAUCAUAGUCCAAAAAGUUUUAUCUCAUCUAAAGAGGGAUGUAGUUACUCAGCAAGUCAAUUUCUAUAUAGGGUCACAAAACAAAUAG
Molecule: messenger RNA, 1682 nt
Organism: Dimorphilus gyrociliatus
Lineage: Eukaryota; Metazoa; Annelida; Polychaeta; Dinophilidae
Source: the annotation of a GenBank genome assembly